AUGGCUUCUACGUCGUGGCAGCGUGCCACCAAGUUCCGAGAACACCUUUCAUUUAUCUCCACUGACCAUCGCCCGAACAACAAUGCGCACUUGAAAUCUCAAUUCUCUGUCAGCUCUGUUUCGACUUCCCCACCACCAGAGGAUCCUGAGCCCCCAGUUCGACCUGUUCAAAUCGUCAAUACACCGCCACCGAUUAAGAGCAAUUGGGCCAAGAGUGGCUCAGCUGUUGACAUUGAGCGUGGCGUGCCAGAACGCGAGUCAAAUCGACGACCAUGGAAAUCGAGAUUCUCUUUCUGGCGGUCAACGUCAGCGCAUCCCGAUCACUCUCCGUUAUCCCCGAUAGUCCUACGUCAGUGGGAUCAUUUGAACGUCCCCUAUAGGGUUCCUCCCCGCCAGGAAAAACAUGCUCAUAAGGAGCAGAAAAGCAGCGGGAGAUGUUGGAUAAUAAUCCUCAUUAUUAUCAUUAUUUUCCUCCUCGGAAACUCUGUCUUUUUGAACAUACGCGUUCUCAAUGUGCAACCGCCUACUCCAACAACGACCGUUUCUCCUACCCCGACUUCCACCGCUGCACCUACGUCUACGAGUGUCUCCCAACAAGUGCUUGACUGCUUAUCCCAGUUCAAGUUGAAUGCUGGGAACAAUCCCACUUCCUAUCCUUGCUCAUCUUGUGCUCCGGUCCUUGGUGGAAUCCCUAAUGACCUGAUACCUAGCGUAAAGAACCCUCCAGUAACGGGGCAGGGGAACGUUUUGCAGUUCUGUGCUCUCAGUGAUCUCGUUGCCGCCACGUCCAAUAACACGCUUCAAAAUGUCGGUUGGCUGAAGGAUACUAAAUUUUGCUCGUGGAGUGGAUUGAGCUGUGACUCUGCAGGUCGAGUCAAUUCUAUGACACUUGUUUUUCCUGGCGUACCUGCUACAUUGCCAGGUACCCUAUCCUCACUGAUAGGCCUGCAGACCCUGUCGAUCACGGGUGAUUCGAAUAUACCCAGUGGUCAAGUACAAACCGGCGUACUUUCUUUGCCCUCGCUACAGUCUAUUACCUUACAAUCGACCGGCCUCACAGGCCCUAUGCCAGACAACCUAUUUUCCACGUCUUCGAAUUUGACGACGCUAACGUUAGCCUCAAACGGGAAGCUGGGACAAUCGCUGCCUUCGAGUCUUUUCAACUUGUCAUUAUCUUCUUUAAUCGUCACCUCCCAAUCUCUUACAAUGUCUCUUGCACCUAUUUCCUCCUCUCCCACACUCUCCAACUCAUUGCAUACCCUUUCCUUAUCAACCAACUCCAUCACGGGCUCCAUACCGUCCCUCAACUCGUUCAACAACCUCGUCGAGCUCCAUUUAGAUAAUAACCAAUUAACGUCCAUCCCCUCGUCGUUCCCGCCUCGCUCCAGACACUUACGCUGGAAGGGAACAAUGGCUUGA
Molecule: messenger RNA, 1419 nt
Organism: Cantharellus anzutake
Lineage: Eukaryota; Fungi; Basidiomycota; Agaricomycetes; Cantharellales; Hydnaceae
Exons: 4
Coding region: 1-1419 (472 amino acids)
Molecular function (GO): protein binding
Source: RefSeq, a predicted model, not a curated record